This is a messenger RNA of Aplysia californica (California sea hare), 5093 nucleotides long. Its product is annotated as cytochrome P450 2C3. The record is from RefSeq and is a predicted model, not a curated record. The transcript has 4 exons. Gene Ontology annotation, cellular component: intracellular membrane-bounded organelle; cytoplasm. Gene Ontology annotation, biological process: xenobiotic metabolic process. NCBI's taxonomy places the organism in Eukaryota, Metazoa, Mollusca, Gastropoda, Aplysiida, Aplysiidae. Bases 1037 to 2533 code for a protein of 498 amino acids. Gene Ontology annotation, molecular function: iron ion binding; oxidoreductase activity, acting on paired donors, with incorporation or reduction of molecular oxygen, reduced flavin or flavoprotein as one donor, and incorporation of one atom of oxygen; heme binding.
GAAGAUGGAGAAUAAAAAAACACAUAAAUUACAACUAGAUCUACAGUUUUAAAGUGCUGUAAUUCUGACUGUCAUCAAAAUUCAAAUACUUACAUGAAGAGGUGACAAACUGGGCCUGUGACAAACUGGGCUGCCCCCAACAAGGUGUGCUCGUGUGUGUGUUUGCUUUGUCUGACCCAACAAAUUGAAACAUGUCAUCAUUCCUCCGAUGUUGUAGUGUAUAUAUAAUGUCUGUUACAGAGGUACUUAGUUUUAUUGCUGUUCUGUUUGUCGCUAUUGCAAGAUUAGCAAGUUAUUCCUGCUGUUGCUAUACAUUUGAAGACUACCGUACCGAGGACAAACUAAUGUAUGUAUAAUGCCAUCUACCCCGACAAACUGAACAUAUAUUAUAUUCAGAGACUUUUUGAUCCUCUCAAGUGUAAAAUUCUUAAAGCUUUUCCUUUUUUACGUUUGAAAAAUUCAUUUAGUGGUUAUUAUAGACAGAUUUCAUCCUUUUAUAUCAUGUACCAUGUUAAGCGCAUAGAGCAUUGCAUAAGUGGAUAUGGGCUAUAUAAAUGCAAUCUAUUAUUAUUAUUAUUAUUUUAUUAUUAUGAUCGCAUGUUAUAGUGGGGGUUUGAAAUCAAAGGAAUAUGGUUUGGACAUGACCAUUUUUUUUACCUUGUUGUGUUUAAUUGUAGACUAUAAGGUGUUAUUUUUUUUGUUAUCUUUGCUAUCUCAUGCUCCUCAUGUUAAGUCAACGCGCAGGUAGCCGUGGUCACCGAUUCAGGCAUUGGAUCAUCCCCGCAGAUAAUUACGGUUGACACCCCAUUGGGUUCACAGCAUUUCCAUGUUCUUUCCGGAACAUUAACUUUUAGCCCAUAGUUCGCAAGGCUGACGAAUUGAUGCUGCGUCUUAUAAAAGCUCAGACCACACUGUGUUUAAAAGCACAUAUAUUUCAAUGGCAUUCGUGUUAUCAUUGUUGUUGUUGUUAUAAAAGGUGUUGCGGUUUGCACUUUUAUCAAAGCAAGAGACGUUAUAAACUGACACCACUGGCAACAUGGAUACCACAAGUAUUUUGUUGGCUCUGACCAUCGUUCUGGUCACAGUAUACGUAAUGUGGGGUUACCUGUCCACCAGAGGACUCCCACCCUCGCCAUCUAUCGCGCUGCCUGUUGUGGGACAUUUGCUUUCCCUCAACCCGCAGGAUCCUCGAAGUCAGAUGCAAAAAUGGAGAGAGAAAGUGGGGGAUGUUUUCAGCUUGCAACUGGGCCCCAUAGUGGUCAUAGUACUCAAUGGCUACGACGCAAUCAAGGAGGCGUUUGUGAAAAGAGCAGACGAUUUCUCAGACCGCCCUUUCGUUUACUUUGAUUGGGCAGCUAAUUACCACGACUUGGGCAUUAUCAUGUCAUCAGGCCCAAACUGGAAACAGCAGCGAUCCGUGUCUUUAAAAAUUCUCCGAGAUAUGGGCAUGGGCAAGAAUGUUUUGGCAGAGACGACCCAGGACGAAGUGUCUCAGUAUCUCGCGCGUCUCAGCAAGCUGAAAGAGAAACACGACAUCCGCCUUCUAACAGGCGUCAGCGUAGCAAACGUGGUUUGUUCUGUGCUAGUGGGGCAGAGGUUUGACUACGAUGAUCCGACGUUUAAAAGAGUCGUAGAGCUGGUUCACUACAACUUAUCACAUCUGCUGGGUGUUGGGCCAACUCUCCUCAAUAUGUACCCUAUUUUACACUACCUGCCUGGUGAUAUUUUCAACACCGAUAUUCUCAUGAAAAAUAGAAGAGAGAUUGGUGAACUGUUUGUCCAUCAUUUCAAAGAUCUUAAAGGUCAUAAAGAAUACAGCGAAACAAAUAUGGAUAGCUUUAUCGCUAACUAUGUGUUUGAGAAAAAUAAGAAGGAAAACAGUGGGCAGGCGACCUAUCUUGAUGAGAAAAAUUUGGCGAAGGUCAUAGAAGAUCUUCUUGCAGCAGGAAUUGAAACAACUAGUAAUACCAUCAGCUGGUUUCUCCUCUACAUGUUGCACUACCCUAAAGUACAGGAAAAAAUCUUCAAAGAGAUCAAAUCAGAAAUAGGCACUGGGAGGUCCCCAACCAUGCACGACAAAACCAAGCUGAAAUAUCUGAACGCUGCAAUUAUGGAAACUCAGAGAAUCGGAAACAUUGUCCCUAUGGGUGUAACUCAUAUGUGUCCACGAGAUAUUACUUUCAGAGGGUUCAAGAUACCAAAGGGAGCAAAUGUUAUUGGAAAUAUGACGUCAGUAUUUUUCGACAAAACAGUUUGGGGGGAGGACGUGGAUACUUUCCGGCCUGAACGUUUCCUUGACGAUAUUGGUGAUCUAAAACACUUCGAAGAAUUUAUCCCAUUUUCGAUCGGCCGGAGAGCGUGUCUUGGGGAAGCCCUGGCGAAGAUGGAAUUGUUUCUGUACCUCUCGUCAAUGUGUCAGCGAUUCCAGUUUUUAUCGCCAGACCCAGAUGCCCCACCAAAGAUAACUGAAGUUAUGAGCAUAACCAAAUCACCUGGGCCUUUUGAAGUCAAAAUUGUUGACCGACUGUCAUAAAUUAGCUAAUAGUUUAAAGGCUGAGUUUCUGAACAAAAUUUGGUAAGGAAUGGUUAUAGCGUAGUGCAUGUAAGAAUAUUCUGCUUUUUCUUUUUAGCUAGGCUUACACUUUAGCCAUUGCUGCAACGCAAGACAGAGUGAAGUGGAGGUCCAUGAUCGCCCACACCAAUCGGCAAGGCACCGGAUGAUGAUGACGACACUUUAGCACUUCCCCAAUAAAACUAAAAUCUCUUCCGCAAGCACACCCUUUCGUUUAAAUAAAACAAUAUUUUAAAUAAUUCGGGCUUCACUUUGAUUUGAAUCUUGAAUUUCUUGAUUUAAAAAAGAAUCACGAGUUUGUUACACGACAAUGGCUCAUACGAACAAAGGAGGUUUCUGGGAUUGCCAAGAAUCACAAGUCCCAACACUUCUCUAAAAAUGUCAAAUUCAUACGGUUUUCAUAUUCUCUGAUUUAUAAGUAUUAGUAUGGUGUCAUAAACAAUUCAAAGAAUAGCAAUAUGAUCUUAUACUGUUAUCUUCCCGAUAAUAGUUACUAGCUAUAUUUACGACCACACGAAAAAAAAAAAACAGUUUAAAAACAACACACAUAUAUUACAUAAUGACGCUGUAUGAAAGAAAAAAAAAUGUGUUGUAGUACAUUGUUAAAGACUAUUACAAUAUUAUUACGUAAGGUGUAGACAGUCUUAAGUGUUGGCUGAUCCUGGUUCUAAAGUUGUAACUUGGGAAGCAGUUCUGUGAACAAAGAUAAAAAAAUGAAGAAAUAUCAUGUUUCGAUUAUAGGUAUACCUAUAUCAUUAUGUAUUGUAAGAAGGAGAUUACAGUUUCAGAGCUAUUCAGUUUUAUUUAACUCUCACUUGUUAGUUUUCCCCCGUUAUUAGGCUAAUUAAAAUUGUAUACUUUGCACUGAGAUGAUUGUUCUAUUUUGGGCUUGAGGUGAAACUCUUGUUUUGAGAUGCAUUUUUCUGUUGCAUUUUUGGGUAAAUGUUUACUUGAGCCCUCUCCUCCAGACCUGAUUAAUGGCUAAAUCAUUGUGAAACAUGACCAAAAAAGUUGUGUCAACAUUGUUAUUAUUAUCAUCAUCAUCAUAUUCAUAUUUUGACUGAUUCAUUAUGUGAAUCAUCAUUUUGUUUUUAGUGUUGUUAUAAUGAGUAAGAGAAUUCGAUCACAACAUGAUGGCUCUCUUUGGAUGACACAUUUUUACUGACGUUUUGUUAUCGUUCUCUCGGGGCCUUUGCAUUGAUGAAGUCUGCACCAUGAAGCUGUCUCCCCCUCUGAUGGUCAUGGGCAAGGGCUAGGAGACUUUGAUGUUGUGUUUAUUUUCAUGCAGUGUGUCUUUGGCAAUGAUAGCCUGACGACGUACGUGACAGGCUUGUCUUUUUUUUUACUUGGUACGAUCAUGUAACAAGACCGUGUGGCCUAUCCAAGACCAUUCUCCAGGGAAUUGUACCGAUGAGGAAAAAGAGAGGAAGGCAAAGAAUGAGGUGGGCAGACAAAAUUGUAGAGUGGGGGGACAGGGAAAUCCUUCGCCGAAACUCAGGCUCUCGCAAAAAACCGUGAAAACUGGAGGCACCUGACAAGGCUCUCUAUCAUACAACGCCCCUAGUAUCCUCGUGAAUUAUGGAAUCAGUAAGCGGUAAGGGGCCCUUGCCUUUUGGCAGCCACAUUACGAUUUCGAAAGUACACUAUCUAAGUGGGGUAAUAGUACAGAUUGUAAAGCGCAUAGAGCUUGAUACUGAGCCAGAAUAUGUCACUACACAUUUUAAUGCUAUUAUAUGAUUAUUACAUAACGCAGACAGGAAUUAUGAGAGAGUUACACCUGUCCAUUCAGAAUAAACGGGGCAUUUCACAUGCCAAAUAUUAGAUACAAGAAAUGUGACAGUGUCAUUCUUCUUUUUGGUAGUCUAUAGGUUCGACAAAAUAUUUUUCGUUGUAUGCCAAUGUUUGUGGUACGAUCUCCUUGAAUAAAGCCAUCUUCCAAUCGGGCUAAGCAAAAUCGGGAGUUAAGUCUUAAAUAUUCAUCAAAAACAAACCAAGCUUAAGAAACACCAUUGUAGUCCGGGAUUUGAACCAGGGUCCAGCGUACUAAAGUACAGCAUUAUAACAAAGAAGCAUCCAAUGAAUUUUUAAAGACACGAUCUAAGGAAAGUAAAUGAAUUCUUUACUUUUAUCAGCCGCUUAUACCCUUUAGGGGGUCGCGGGAAGAAAGAGACGCCUCUCUGUCGCAAGUCGAAGAGCUCGGGUCAGGGGGAUGCCGUGAGUUGUUAAUGUUUCCCUGACUCCAUCUAUCCAGGUCUUUCUCGGUCGCCCUCUAGCCUUGUUGCCAUCGAAUUUUUUUAUGUAGGUACCUUGUGCUGGAUAGUGUGUUGGUAAUCACAUGACAUGUCCGAACUUGAUUCUUUGAGCAAAUGAAUUCAAAUUCACUAAACUGUCGCAUUAAUAUUUUCGCGUAUUUUGACUCUCGCAUUUUCCUCCUAUUUUUCCAAUCAUAUUGCAUGUAUUAUUUGUAGUUGCUGCCAUACAAUAUCUAGUGUAAUAAGAAAUAAACCGGUGCUUAAUUUAA